ACUGGAUCGAGGAGUUCCGUCAGUGUUUUCAGACACCCUGGGGUCGCGGCUUGUUGCGUCCAUCUUCAUCUGGCAAAAGUACGGGCCACGCUGCCGCCAAGGAUGAACGGAGCACUAGGAAAGUAUGGCAGAAUGGGCUUCCCUGGUGGUACAGUGGUGAAGAAUCUGCUUGCCAGUGCAGGAAACACCAGAGAGGUGCUGUGUCUGAAGAAUGACACCAUUGUUAAGCAAGCCUUUUCCCUCUUGAGGUUCAGAACUUCAGGAGAGAAUCCCAUCUGUUCUGCAGGUGGCAUUCUGUUGACCACCAGUCGGCACUACAGGUCAAAGCCCACGCAUGGCAUUGGAAGAUACAAGCAUCUAGUUAAGCCAGAAGAGCCCAAAAAGAAGAAGGGAAAAGUGGAAGUGAGACCCAUUAAUCUGGGGACAGAUUAUGAAUAUGGGGCUUUAAACAUUCACCUGAUUGCAUAUGACAUGGCCCUGACAGAGAGUUAUGCCCAGUAUGUUCACAACCUCUGCAAUCAUCUCUCCAUUAAAGUCGAGGAAAGUUAUGCGAUGCCCACCAAAACCAUGGAGGUGUUGCAGCUUCAGGACCAAGGCAACAAAAUGUUACUGGACUCAGUUCUUACCACCCAUGAGCGAGUGGUUCAGAUCAGCGGUUUGAGUGCUACAUUUGCAGAGAUUUUCUUGGAAAUAAUCCAAAGCAAUCUUCCUGAAGGAGUCAAAUUGUCAGUGAGGGAGCACACUGAAGAAGAUUUCAAGGGAAGGUUCAAAGCUCGGCCAGAACUGGAAGAACUGUUAGCCAAGUUGAACUAGCUCAUUGCAGACCAUUUCAUGCCUUUCAGCACUGGUGAUAUUGAGUGGCAAGGGGUAGAGUUUCCUGGGUGGCCAGAGUUGAGCAGGAGACCCUGACCCUCAACAUCAUAAGUACUCCUCUCCUUGCUUACCAAUUGUCACCACUUUUCUUUGAGCCAACCCUGGUUAUCCUCCAUCUAAUAAAAAGCUGCUGCUGAUGGA
This is a messenger RNA of Dama dama (fallow deer), 1014 nucleotides long. RefSeq names its product mitochondrial ribosomal protein L48 (gene MRPL48). Lineage: Eukaryota; Metazoa; Chordata; Mammalia; Artiodactyla; Cervidae. The transcript has 9 exons. Bases 103 to 813 code for a protein of 236 amino acids. The record is from RefSeq and is a predicted model, not a curated record. Gene Ontology annotation, cellular component: mitochondrial ribosome.